AUGGACCCCCAGCUCUGCCUACUGCUGCUCACACGCUGUGUUGGCCGCCGUGCCUCCUUCCUCGUAAGAACCACCCCGCUAGAGGCCCUGCCAGCCGAUGAAUGCCAGGGUCGGGAUCGGGUGCGGAUGGGGAACGCUCAGGCGAAUCCCAAGCGCGGGGGUAGGGAUAACGGGGAGGGGGGAACCGGAAGGCUGCCUGCGGGACGGUCGGCAAGAGCGGAUGCUGUCGUCGGGGACGCAGCUCAGGAGGUAGCGACGGUGGAGCAGGGUCUUGUACGGGGGGCGGGGAAUGAGCCACGGGAAGGGAUGCCGGCGCAAGGGGAACCGGCUCGAGUGGCGUGGACACGGGCGGCGGCGGCUACGGCGGCGCUUGGAUCCCCUCCGUUGCCAGGUGCGGCGGUGGUGGUGGUUGAGAAAUUGGCGCGGACGCCAACGACUGGGCCAACGGCUGCGGCGCCAGCUCUGAGGCCGAGGACGGCUGCUGCUGCGACGUCGAAGACUGUGACAUCGGUGGCGGAAGCUGCAGGGGCUGGGACUGCGCUACCAGGGGCGGAGCUGACGGACCAAGCGGGCGGUACGCCUGAGGCCCGUGUGUGCGCUGUGGACGAGGCGGCCGACGACGGCGAAAGUUCUGCCCGCGAGGUCGCAGUUGGGGAGGGGCCCGGCCACGGGAGAACCGGAACAUCCGCUGGCGGGGGGCCGGUGAGGGAGGAGGAGGCUGCGAAACACCGCCACCUACUCCGGCCGCAACCACAUCCGCGGCGGCUCGGAGCAGGGCUGGGACCUGCCCGCCCUGGGCCCCUGGCGGGGUGGGAGCAGCAAGAGGACUCGCCGGACGCUCCGGCGCCUGGUGUGGGCGUCGCUUGCCCGUCAUCGAACGAGUACGAGGGUGCGGCGGAAGGGACACAAGAGGCGGAGGCUGUUACUGCGGUGGGGGCGGACCACGAGGAUGUGCUGGAAAGGCACGGCGACACGGCAGAACGCAGGCGACGGACUAGCACAAGCCGUCAAAGGGUGCUCCAGGACCAGGCCGACGAACGGGCGGCAGGCCUGCAGCCGCAAAACGCUGCGCCAAGAGCGGCGGGGAGGGCCGAGGGAGGGGGCGGAACGGGGGGAGAGGCCCCCGAGAUCUGGCGGGAGCAGUGGCGAGGGAGAAGGCCAGAUCUGGAAACUGGCGGGAAAGGCACGGGAGGCCAGAGGAGCAGGCUGAGGAACCAAUGA
Closterium sp. Naga37s-1 is the source of this 1221-nucleotide messenger RNA. NCBI's taxonomy places the organism in Eukaryota, Viridiplantae, Streptophyta, Zygnematophyceae, Desmidiales, Closteriaceae. The record is from the annotation of a GenBank genome assembly.